AUGACUAUAUCUGAAGGAGGCAAUCGGGUCCGCACUACGCCGGUGCCAACUCCACUUGCGACUACACCCACUCAGGCUUCGACAUUUCUCAGGGCUGCUCCUCCGCAACUGGCAGCUCCGCAGACCCUUAGUGAAGAAAGUGAGCGACCUGUUGCGAGGCACAGUACAACUGAAACGGGGGCGUCCCCUGGGCCAUCCACCGAUCAGUCACGGAUUCUUCUUCCGAUUCUCAAAAAAUCGCACGCUGAAUUCGAUGACCUACCUGAAGCUGCCAAGGUACCAUCACCCAAGGCCGAUGUACAAGACUUAUACACCAAUCCUCGGCGGAGGCAAUCGUCUGAAAGCUCGGGAGCUCUUUCACCCCAGACUGGAGCUGCGGAUAAGGGCCCAAAAACUGCAGGAAAGAAGAAGACGAGCUUUGCCGCAGCGACUGGGACUAGAAAGGCACGACCUGGGGCUCCGAGGAAGAGAAGCAGCCAGACAUCCGGGUCUGGUGAACAGAGAAAAGGAAGCCAGACCUCUCCUUCAGCCGGAGGUCAACCGGGCAGGACGACUCCAAAAUCAGCCAUGGGUCUACCUUCAUUGCUGACCGCCGCAAACUUUGCGCUCCCGUCGAGUUCAUGGCAGGACGUUGAUUCACCAGCUUCGUCGCGUGCCUCGCUUGAUACUACGCUCUCGACGCCGCAACAACCUUCAUCAUGGUUAGUUGACAAGAACUUCCGCGGCAAGUUUGUUGAGAACCAGAAACGCGCCACCAGCUCAAUAAACCUUGCGGCUUUGGGGAAGGGUCAAUCUGUUCGCUUUCUUGAUGAGAUGCCCGAGCACAGAAAAUCUGCAGCUAAGGGUAAAGCGCGGAUGGAGGAAGAUGAUGACGAUGAGGAAGAAGACGAACGAGAAGAAGAAGUUGAGGCGAGCAAAUCAGCAGAGCGCAGCCCACCAUCAGCGGCAACUGCGGCAAUCGCCGAAGACGACGAUGAGGACGAAGAUGACAUGCCCACUCUACCGAGAACGAAGAGCCAACUCAGCAUGUUGAUUGACAAGGAGAGGAAAUAUAGCGGUAGCGCGAACCUUGGACCCCAGCUUCCAAAACAGGACAAUCGAGGGAGGAAAAAUGAGAAGGAAAAUAAUGAAGACGUGGAGGAGAAUGAGCUGCUAGUUAUGGCUCGAGCGGACAAGAAGGGCAAAGCAAAAGACCCUGAUCAACCUUUCAAAGCGGCGGCCAAGAAAGGCUUUCUGAGGAGCGGUGGCGGUGGUGGCGGUGAUGGCGGCGCAGGAGGAUCGGGUAGUCCCCCGCCUGUGUUUUGA
Molecule: messenger RNA, 1305 nt
Organism: Endocarpon pusillum Z07020
Lineage: Eukaryota; Fungi; Ascomycota; Eurotiomycetes; Verrucariales; Verrucariaceae
Exons: 3
Coding region: 1-1305 (434 amino acids)
Source: RefSeq, a predicted model, not a curated record